CCUUCUCUCAUUAUAGCAUCUAAUGCAUUUUCACAAUUCACAGCCCACACCACCGCCGUCGGACGGCUCAGACACCUCUGAUCAGCCAACACAAGUAUUUCACCCGUCCUUUGUGCCCAAACCGAGUGGAAUACUGGGAUCUGCGGCGAGUGGGGCUCAUUACUCUGGUGCCAAGGUACAUCAUAGACGAUCAGACGUCCAACGGGCUAGCGGUUCGCGAGAUCCGUCUGAACUUACGGAGUCCCAUCAGCGGAUAAUCAGCGACUUGAGUGAGCUUUACUGUUGUCGACCGACUGCGGAGAUCUUUCGUAGGAGCUUCAGGGAAGAUGCAGAGUUUGAGGACCCGUUAACGUAUAGCAAGGGUGUCCAGGAGAUUGCGUCACAGUGGUAUGCACUGCCAAAGAUAUUCGCAAAAUCGGAGACACGAGCAAGUCGGGUCCUCUCCUCCACACUGCAUCCAAAUCGCAUCGUCUACUCGCAGACACAGCAAUACACGGUGCGAUUCUUGGGGACUAAACAUACUGUCAAGUCCAUCAUAAUCGUUAAUUUGGAUGAGGACGACAAGAUUAUGAGGCUUGAAGAUCAAUGGAAUGGGGAGGAACCUCCGACGGCUUGGGGAUUGGCUACGCUUCGACGAUUGAACGGAAGGCUUACGCCGUGGCUUAUCCGAGUUCCCAAAGACUUGCGAGAAUAAGUCCAACAUACGAGGUACCAGGAGAACGAGAAACGACGUCUUCAUUGUAAUUUGUACUUCAUUUUGCAUAAUCUGCUUGGCCGAUGGCACAUUGCUUCUAUAACUUUCAUCUGAUUUUGAUUUUGUUGUUGACCCGUUCUAUUCUAUGGGAUUUGUGUAAUUCUAGUUUGUUUGUAGCCAUGCAUAUAUGAUCCGUGGCACGUCCUUCUAUAGGGAGAACUAUGUAAUUCCGUCCAGGGUGGUUUGUUUCUUUACAUAUAUAAUCGACACAUGCAUUUCUA
Molecule: messenger RNA, 975 nt
Organism: Fomitiporia mediterranea MF3/22
Lineage: Eukaryota; Fungi; Basidiomycota; Agaricomycetes; Hymenochaetales; Hymenochaetaceae
Exons: 7
Coding region: 23-694 (223 amino acids)
Source: RefSeq, a predicted model, not a curated record